AGGUCAUGGAACGCCUCUGCGAUGAAGUCAUACAGCUCAUACUGUACGAACUCAACGACCCUACCCACCUUACUUUAGCCUCCAAGCGAUUUCUCCAUGUUUCCCGGGACCCUUAUGUCCGCGCUCAUUAUUUCCUCACUCGAUACGGGAAGAUGCAAGCCAUGUUCUGGGCUUUGGGGAGAGGGAGGCUCAUGACAGACAAGGUCAUUGAUAUCCUGAUUACCAGCGGCGCUUGUUUCUCCCGGUAUCUCGUGCAGGUCGCCAUACACCACUACUUCCGGUCGGCACCACAUUUUGUUAAGACUCAGUGGACACGCUCGAUACCCCUGUCUGUCUUUACGCACUUCAUCAAGGUCGCAUCCGACAUGUACGGCGAAAUCCCGCUUGCCAAGGGAGAUGACGACGGAUCCGUGUUCACGGCAUUUCUGAAGGAGAGCAGACUCCCUGCUGAAUUAAAGAGUACGAAGUGGGAGGAUAUACGGGAAAUCUUUAAGAAAUUUAAGUUCAUGCCGUUCUCUGCGAAAGACCCUAUUAUGACCCAAUUUCCUCUGGCGUUGGCUGUCGAGCCGCGUUUGCUCCCUUACGCACAAUCCAAUGGCUUUAGCAUGGACACGAAGUACCGUGACUUCGUUUUUCGCAAGAUGUUUGAGAAGCAUACGCUUAGUGGCCAGGACCGCUCUGGGGAAAUAGUUUCUAGUGUCAGGGAGCUGAAACGGCUUGAUCCUAGGAUGUUUAUGACUCGUACUGUUGCCGCGGAGAUAUGCAUGGAAGCCAAGUCCAAUGAGUCUGCGUAUAAAGCCCUGAAAGCCCUUAAUUUGGCUGGAGAGCUUUUGUUUGAACUUGGAACAUUGGUUGAGGACCUAAUCAAGCUCUUUAUGAACACGCGGUCAAUUAGUUCUUCUCAUACGAUCCAGGUGCUUCGACAGCUUCAUGAGGAUUUUCCUAGUUCGGACCCCGCUGUACGGCUCGUGAUGCUGUUGACAGUGUUUGUGUCCGACAUCUAUCACAAUCACACACCUCCCGCAGAGCUGUACCGGAAAAUAGAGACACUGGGCUUGGCACCAUUAACGAAGAAAGACCUCUUCGAUAUCAUGACAAGUCCAUUUGUAGAACGAGUGGUACCCAUUAUCGAUAUAGCCAAAGAUUACGUUGGGCUGUCAUCGAAAGCAGUGAGGGAGCUCGUACAGCGAGUGACUUUUAGGUGUCUGGAAAUUGGCUGUAAGGGUAAGACGUUGAGAAAGCUAAGGGACUGGAAUACGUCGCUAUCAGAUUCGGUCCUCAGUCAAGCCUUCCACCACUACUCCAUAAAUACACACGACCUACCUCCUCAUGAAGACGAGAAAGCAUGCAUGCUAUACGAGGUCAAAUUAUGUCGAGAUUUCAGCGCUAUCAGGGCGUCGUACGCCGAUGAAGCAGCCGACACCCACGAUGGCCAGGAAUUGGACGGCUCUGACGAGGAUGAGGUGGCCAUGGAAAUCGACCCCCAAGAUGGUGUGUCAAAUUUGCAGCAACCUGACGAAGUCUAUGACCUGGGUCCUAUUGGUCAGGAUACGCUGACCUACAUGAUUCGUCAAGAUGAGAUGGGACCAUCACGGCAUCGUCGCCGGUCGAGUUAUAAUUACACUGGCACCUACAUCCCUGAUGGCUCUGGUAAACUCCAAUACCCUAGUGACUAUCUGCAAGUUGGAAAGUGGGUGAAGGAGACAUUCUCGCCUCACAGUGCAAUAGCAGCCACGUUCAUGACUCAUGCAAGCAUCAAUGGCAAUGACCACCUUCUUCACAUUUUCCUAGCAUCACAAAUUAGUGAUUACGCCUCCCAACCAUCGCAUCUCCCCAUCACUCUGAAACACUUCAAGCUACUCGCCCACCUCGGGAGAGCACCAUCUUGGUCUCUAUAUCAUGCGAUUCAACUUGGAGCGGAGUUUUACUUCAGUGAAGAAGAUUACCUUGGUAAAGAACCGGCUUUGAUCACGAAGCGUUGGAAGGGCAAAGCACGCGCUGAGAUUAAGAAAGAGUCGAGCCCUAUUAGCCUUCCUUUGGACGCGAGUGGCUCAACUGGCCCUUCGAAAGCUUCGAGCUCAUCACGACGGAAGAGGCCAAGGCGCUCCGCAGUGGAGGUCGCCAAAUCAUAUGUGAUUCCGGAUUCAGACGACGAGGCCAUAGCUCCAGAGCCGGACGAUAGUGACGUUAUCGCAUUACGGAAUAAUCACGCCAAGAAGCGCAGGGUUGAGACGAACUUGCAACGUUGGAUUAAGCAUCUUGCUUUGUUACUCUCCGAGGAGCAGAGGAAGUACAAGGAAAAGAGAAAGCGUUUGGAGAGGCAGGCGCCACCAGACGUCAAGGUUCGGGUCUCGAAGAGCGAUUUCUACAAAUCUUUGACUGGACAGCUGCGGGACCUCAGAAAGAUUGAUCUGGAGAAACGUAGGCAGUUAUACGGGCCCGACGUCGCUGCGGAGGUACUCGUAGACGAGAGUGACGAUGAUGAGUACCAUGUUCGACCUUCGAAGCGAAUGCGUGUUUAGGGUUUCACCUUGGGUCGUUUGGGCGUGGACACUGGCUAGACUAUGAUGGACUGUUUCACUUACUACUUACCACCUUUUCCACUAAUUGCCGUUCCCUUACAAUGUAGUAUAGCCUCCACGCAUAUCACCUUGUAUCCACCGUGAUAAGAACCCUCGAUGCAAACAUCUAGACCAUGCC
Messenger RNA from Coniophora puteana RWD-64-598 SS2, 2700 nucleotides. RefSeq lists its product as uncharacterized. The record is from RefSeq and is a predicted model, not a curated record. Bases 6 to 2522 code for a protein of 838 amino acids. The transcript has 16 exons. NCBI's taxonomy places the organism in Eukaryota, Fungi, Basidiomycota, Agaricomycetes, Boletales, Coniophoraceae.